Messenger RNA from Trichomycterus rosablanca, 672 nucleotides. RefSeq names its product NK2 transcription factor related, locus 9 (Drosophila) (gene nkx2-9). Lineage: Eukaryota; Metazoa; Chordata; Actinopteri; Siluriformes; Trichomycteridae. Bases 16 to 672 code for a protein of 218 amino acids. The record is from RefSeq and is a predicted model, not a curated record. Gene Ontology annotation, molecular function: DNA-binding transcription factor activity, RNA polymerase II-specific; RNA polymerase II cis-regulatory region sequence-specific DNA binding. Gene Ontology annotation, cellular component: nucleus. Gene Ontology annotation, biological process: regulation of transcription by RNA polymerase II; cell differentiation. The transcript has 2 exons.
GGCAAAUUUUACAUUAUGGCUGUUCCCACCAAGGCUAGCUUCACCGUUAGAAGUAUUUUGGAUUUGCCAGAGAAUGACAGCGAGAGCGCGGAUCAUCUUUCUCCAUUCCACUCCCUUUCUGAAUCUCCAUACUCGUCAUGGGCGGACAGCGACAGAAGCAACUGCAUGUCCUCAGAUGAUCGCAAUUUGACGACGUCCCCUGACUCCACCGGCUCUAAUGAACCAACUGCAGAAGUGGACCUUGAAAAGAAGAAGAAACGACGAGUGCUUUUCUCCAAGGCCCAGACCUUUGAGUUGGAGAGGCGCUUCAGACAGCAACGCUACCUGUCUGCUCAGGAGCGGGAGCAUCUCGCCCAUCUUCUCCGCCUUACCCCCACGCAGGUCAAGAUAUGGUUCCAGAACCACCGGUAUAAGAUGAAAAGGGCGCGGGUCGAGUGCGUACCAGAGCUCGGUUCUCCAUCAGUGCUGCGCAGGGUUGUGGUUCCGAUUUUAGUACGGGACGGUAAACCGUAUCAGAGUUGCAUUUCCGAUACCGAAAAGGGCUUUUGUGUGGUCCCGCCAUCGUCUUAUGAUCCACGAGGGAUCCAGCCUUUUCAGCCAUCAUCUCUUGCGCUUCUUUCCCAAUACCAGCACUUCUCAAACGCAACGGCUCCCAGGCAUUUUAUUUGGUGA